Saccostrea echinata is the source of this 1629-nucleotide messenger RNA. RefSeq names its product UDP-glucuronosyltransferase 2C1-like. Lineage: Eukaryota; Metazoa; Mollusca; Bivalvia; Ostreida; Ostreidae. The record is from RefSeq and is a predicted model, not a curated record. The transcript is spliced from 3 exons. Gene Ontology annotation, molecular function: UDP-glycosyltransferase activity. Bases 1 to 1629 code for a protein of 542 amino acids.
AUGAAUAAGGAAUUACACAUAACCUUAAAAACAAAAACUUUUAAACAAUCUUCAUACGUCUUUCGUCUCCAUCUGGUGGUGUCAUCUGACAUUUUGACGGAAAUCAUUUUGAGAAACAUGAUGUGUGCAUCAUCGGAAAACAUUUUAGUCAUACCAGGUCCAAUGUAUAGUCAUGUGAGACCACUAAUGGGUAUGGUGGAUCUUUUAAUUAAACAAAACGACCACAAUGUGACGAUUUUGGUCACAGAAGAACUCUCAGGACACGAGGGUUUAAGAGAUCUUUCGGCUCAAAUUAUUACUCAUGACAAGGACGAAAAAAUCUCAAAAGAAACUGACAAACUUGUAAAUCUUGUUGUAGAAGGAAACUUACAAAACAAAGGCAUUUUGUUUCUUGGACGAAAUAUGCGAAGCACAAUUAUAAACAUAACACACUUGUACAUGACGGAUUCUGAAAUUUUUAAAAAACUGGAAGGUCAACAUUUUAAGACGGUUAUCAUCGAUGGAUUGCUAUCUUUGCCCUUUCUCAUUCUUGCACACAAACUAUCAAUUCCAGAAGUUGUUUAUUGUGCUGUAUCAUUGCUACCUAAGAUGAUCUACAGAACUCCUUCGGAUUACCUUAGCAUCCCUGAAUUUCCUGGUUUGUUGAUUCCUGACCCGACGUCAUUGAUAUCACGUUUUCAAAGCCUGUGCGGGCGCAUUGGAAUAAUUUUGUUGGGAACAUUUGGAAAAUCGCUGUUUUUUCCCGACGAUGUUGUUAGCAAAUAUGUUUCAACAUCGAGUUUAGAUGAAUUUUACAAGAAAACAAACACCUUUAGUUUUUACCUGCUAGAUCAAGAAGAAAUACUAGAUUAUCCAAGGCCUUCACUUCCAAACAUAGCAUAUGUAGGAGGAUUGUCAUUAUCAAAUUCACUAAAUCCUCUUCCUAACCAGAUUCAACGCCAUAUUGAAUCUGCAAAAGACGGAAUCAUUGUUGCAAGCUUUGGAAGUCAUUCAAACAUGCCAGGAGAAUUCAAAGCUAGUUUAUACGAAGCUUUUCAAAACAUUCCAGAAAUUCAUUUUAUUGCGAAAAUAGAUAAGUCCCAUUUUAAGGAAAAAAAUAUCCUAACUGUUCCUUGGUUACCUCAGAAUGACCUCCUCGCCAAUAAAAGAAUUAAGGCAUUCAUAACACACUGUGGAAACAGUGGACAAUAUGAGGCACUGUAUCAUGGAGUACCAAUGAUUGCUAUACCAAUCUUCGGGGACCAACACUAUAAUGCUGAUAGAAUAGUUAUUAAGUCCUUCGGUGUAAAACUAGAUCAUAACACGUUAACUCCCGAGGGGUUAGAGAGGAGUAUAAGGGAAGUUGUUUAUAAUGAAAAAUACUCAAGAAAAAUAAAGAUAGCCUCAGAAAUGUACAGAUCAAAACCACUGAAUUCAUCUCAGAGAGCUGCAUACUGGGUACACCACGUGACCAGCUAUGGAAGUUCCCAUUUGCGGUCUUCGUCUCAUAUUUUACCUGACUACAAAUAUUUCGGACUAGACAUUUUUCUUUUGUUGUUUAUUAUAUUUCUAUCAGUUGUGUGUUUGAUUGUGUAUGUUUUCAGGUUGAUUUGUAACUGCUGUAUGAAAAAGAAACUUAAAUCAGAUUGA